Messenger RNA from Amyelois transitella, 2689 nucleotides. RefSeq lists its product as uncharacterized. The transcript has 10 exons. Bases 335 to 1972 code for a protein of 545 amino acids. Lineage: Eukaryota; Metazoa; Arthropoda; Insecta; Lepidoptera; Pyralidae. The record is from RefSeq and is a predicted model, not a curated record.
AAAAUGAUGAAAAAUAGUAUGGCGCGAAACCGCGGCGGAGACGGUCGCCAUUACUACGUUCUAUUCCUCAUUCAAAUUUAAAACUUUUGUCGAAAUUCUUCUUUAUCUUUUUGCCAGUUACCUUUGUUUUUCUACAAUACAUAGACAAAAAUAAUACAAUAUUUUAUAGGGACGUACGUGAACAAUAUGAUGUAAAUAAUCAAUAUAAUAUUUUAUGUUAAUAGUAAUUAAUAAAUUUGUAAAUUGUGACAGUUUCUUAAUCUGUGAUAUAAUUAUGGACAAGGCUGGAUGGAUUUUCGAAACUAGUUUCGUGGUAUUCUGACGUAGAAACAAAAUGGCUGUAACCAGUGAUCUCAUGACUCAGGAUGAGCAGGGGACUAUCAGACUACAUCCAUAUUUAGUGGCAUUAGUGCGUUGGUGCGUGUCAUGUCUUUGGAGCACUGCUAACAUCGUUGUACAUCGGUUAUUGAUGACCCCACAUCUUCCUAUAAACGUUUCACGACCCCAGAAGCCACGAGCGGCCAGCACUGACCAUCUCCACCCAGAGCCUAAGGUGGAAUGCGUAGUUCUCCACACGCCCAAUGAACAUAAGCUAGACGUAAUUUUUGUACACGGAUUAUACGGGUCACUAGGUAACACGUGGCGCCAAGGAGACUGGCGGCCGAAGUACAAAAUGGAGCCGAACAAGAUCCCGCUCAUAGACCCCACCAGCUCUUGCGAAUGUCAAAAAAACACGGAACAUUACACAAAAACCAAUCAUUUCGAGAGCAACAUCCACGAUGAAUCCGUUAAUUUGUAUGACAAUUACGAAUCAAAUGUCAAAAUUCUGCCAAACGAUGACGUUUUCAUAACGGAAAAUUUUUACAACAACGCUCUAUUGGACCAAGUUGAAAUCGUCGAUAAUUAUGAGUUGCAAGCCAAUUUUGUUAGAGAUUUGUUUAAAAAAGAGUGUGACAAUUAUAAUUAUGAUGUUAAAAAUGAUGUUGAUACAUCACCAAAGUUAUACAAUGAUUGUGAAUGUAAGUUAAACGUGAGGAGAUGUGAGGUUGGCUGCGGAUGCGUCUGUGAUGAGUGUUAUUCUUCUUGUUGGCCAAGAGACUGGAUCAAAGUUGACUAUCCAGAAGCCAGAGUGAUAUCUAUAAACUACACGAGCGAUCCUUAUUUGUGGAGGCCUUUGUGGGUGAAGGAGAGUAAAAGGCUUCGACUUCACGAGCGCGCGGAACAGAUGACUCGUCAGCUCCUGGCCCUGGGCGUUGGUGAGAGGCCCAUUGUCUGGGUGGGACACUCCAAAGGGGGCCUGUUUAUAAAACAAAUUUACUGCGAAGCUUACGAAGCUCACCUCAAAUUGACCACACCACUAACGAAGUCAGAAAUACCUCAAAAUCUGAACGAACAAAACGUUGAAAACGAAAAAGAAAAUAAUAUUAUUAGGGAACAUUGUAAUAAUAGCAAUGUUAUUGCUAACAGUGAUAAUAUAUGUGAUAAAGAAAGUGCAAAGAAUAUUAAUGGUGAAGAGAGAUUGGAAGAAACGUCUUCAGACAGACAAGAAGACGUCUGCCCGUCGCUCAGGAGUGGCCUGUGGCGCAACAGUCGCGGGUUCAUGUUCUACUCGGUGCCGCACCGGGGCUCCCCCCUAGCCGACAUCAAGACGCCGAUCACCGCCAGGAGUAUAGAGCUUCUUGAGAUAAGCAAAGAUUGCGCGCUAGUCCUCUCGCUACAAGAGCGCUGGUUACAAGCGACGUCGCCGCUCCGGCCGGCAGUCAGGAGUCUGGUGGAGACCACCAGGACUUUAAUGUCUGUACUGUGGUUACGUAUCGUAAGCGUCACUUCAGCUGAUGCCGGCAUAGGCGCCCUGUACGGCGUCUCCUUGGACCACAGAGAGAUCUGCAAACCAUCAAGCCGCUACUGUUUGCUGUACACAGAGCUGAUGAAUUUGAUGAAAACAGCCCUGAACAAGUGUCGCUGUCAGUAAUUUUACUGGGGUGAAUAUAAAUACGAUCGGGGCCUAUCGGAAUCUGAUGUAAAGAAAUGGAGGUUAAUAAAUUGACGCAGAUAGCUUAACAAAAGUCGCCACCAAUAACAGAUGCGGGGUGAAUUGGAAUACGACUGGGGCCUAUCGCAAUCAGAUGUAAAGGAGUAAAUUGAUGGAGAUAGCGCUUAACAAAAUAGUAGCAGUACCAGUAGCUAACAGAUGUGAGGUAUACAUUAGUUAAUUAAUUCAGAAAAGGCGCUGAACCAAGAACCACUAUCCAAUAUCAAUAACAUGAAUUCAAUUAAGGCCUAUCGGGAGCAGAUGUGGGCAAACACGGGAUGCUCUUGGGUCAAAAAAUCGCUAUAAAUGAAGCGCAUCAUCAGAAUCAUUAACAUGGAGACAUGGAGAGUAAUUAGCUGUGGCUUUUGAAUCGGCCGAUUGUCGUAAUUUUGAACUUGAUAAUGUAUAUAGUUUGAAGCCAUUGACAGGUUCAGACAAGGACACAGAUAUGGGGUUAAACGGAAUGCAUUUGGGGUCUAUCGGGAAAAGAUUGCGUAUUUACAAAACGUUCGUCCAAAAAAUUGAUUGCUGGUUGGAUCAAAUCCAAUCACCAGAUUUCCAUUAUUUACCAAUACAAUGUGAUACAAUUUUUUUUUAAAUAUUUGUUUUGUAAUUAAGUUAGUAUGAAAUACUUUUAAGUAUAUUUGUUUGAAAAUA